Molecule: messenger RNA, 2228 nt
Organism: Rhododendron vialii
Lineage: Eukaryota; Viridiplantae; Streptophyta; Magnoliopsida; Ericales; Ericaceae
Product: probable arabinosyltransferase ARAD1
Exons: 3
Coding region: 492-1997 (501 amino acids)
Molecular function (GO): glycosyltransferase activity
Source: RefSeq, a predicted model, not a curated record
UUGAGGAAAAGCUGAGCAAAAAGCAUAAUGGUUUAGAUCAGCGACCCACCUCCAAAAAAGCUCACCAGUCUUGGAGAAAGUAUAGAUUCUAAACAAUGCAUUCUCAGGACCCACGCUGAAACAGGUUGAUGAUGGUAUUCGUUGAGCGUGUAUUAAAGUAGUAAUAAGAAAGAAAACAACUUUGGAUUUAAACCCUUUUUAGGGUUUAAAGGCAGAAUAGUGACUUCUUUUUUUCGUUUACUGAGAAUCUGGUUUUAUGAAUUUUCUGCAAAUGAACUUGUCGAUGUUUUGGUAAUUAGGAGUUGAAAUCCGUUUUAUUUCAGUGAUCCAUCGCUGUAUUUAUGCCAGAAAAAACCCAAGAAUCUUUACCCUUGGUUCCUGAUGCCAAAGAACUUCAUUAUUUUUCCUGUUUCAGAGUAAUCACAUCUCUGGCUGUUUUGCCAAAUCUUCCCAAAAUUGAAUAGUUUUGAUAGCCUCUUUUACUAUCUGCGAUGUCAGAAAAGAGCCGGCUGCACUCGAUCCGGCUCCUUUUCCGCCUAAUAGCCAUUUCAAUGUUUUUCGUAAUCCUACCGUCUCUGUUCCUUCUUCAAUUUGUUGACAUAUCUUUCACACCCGGCUCAGUUUUGAAUCUUAUUAUUGUUAAUAACACCUCAGUUUCCUUCAAAACUAAGUUUACAAGUGAAACAAUUCAACCUUCUCUCCCCUCUUCCGUGGCUUCACCAGUAUAUAGUAACCAUCCCUUGAAAACCGAAGCGGUAGACCAUCAAACGUCCACUCCCUCCAACAAAUUGGGUGCCUUAGUAAAUGAGGAAGGCAAGAUAACCUAUGACCCAAAUCAUGCUCCCCUUCGGGUUUAUAUGUAUGAAUUGCCUCCUGAAUUUCACUUUGGGUUACUGGGUUGGAAAGGAACUGGAAAUCAAAUAUGGCCAGAUGUCGUCAACUCUAGUCAAAUCCCUCGAUACCCGGGUGGUUUAAACUUACAGCAUAGCAUGGAGUACUGGCUCACCCUUGAUCUACUAUCAUCAAACACUCAGAAUCUGGUCAGACCGUGCACUGUUAUCAGAGUGCAUAAUUCAAGCCAAGCGGAUAUAAUUUUUGUGCCAUUCUUCGCAUCUCUGAGUUACAAUAAGCAUUCUAAGCUUAACGGAAAGGAGAAAGUUAGUGUCAACAGAAUGCUGCAGGAUAAAUUGGUGGAGUUUCUAAAGGGUAGGGAUGAAUGGAAGCGAUUGGGUGGGAAGAAUCAUCUAAUUGUAGCACACCAUCCUAAUAGCAUGUUGGUUGCAAGGAGGAAGCUAGGGUCUGCCAUGUUUGUUCUUGCAGACUUUGGGAGGUACCCAGUGGAAAUAGCGAACAUUCAAAAGGAUGUAAUCGCUCCUUACAAGCAUCUUGUGAAGACCAUUGCUGCUGAGGAAUCUGCCCCGUUUGAAGGGCGCUCUGUGUUGGUGUAUUUCCAAGGAGCUAUUUAUAGGAAAGCUGGUGGAGCAGUUCGUCAAGAACUAUACUACCUCCUUAAAGAUGAAAAAGAUGUCCACUUCUCAUUUGGAAGCGUUCAAGUAAACGGAAUCAAUCAGGCAGGACAAGGGAUGGGCUCAUCCAAAUUCUGCUUAAAUAUUGCUGGGGACACCCCUUCCUCAAAUCGCCUCUUUGACGCCAUUGCUAGCCAUUGUGUUCCUGUAAUAAUUAGUGAUGCUAUCGAGCUACCAUUUGAGGAUGUCUUGGACUACUCAGAGUUCUGCAUAUUUGUACGUGCAUCAGAUGCUGUCAAGAAAGGGUUCCUACUGAAUCUUCUACGGGGAAUUAACCGUGAGAACUGGACCAGAAUGUGGGAGAGAUUAAAGCAUAUUACACGGCACUUUGAGUAUCAGUAUCCAUCUCAACCCGGUGAUGCAGUGAAUAUGAUUUGGGAGGCAGUUUCACGUAAGAUAUCAUCAAUACAGUUGAAAGACCACAGGAAGAACAGGUACCGCAGAUAUCAGCCUCUUGUUAAGAUCACGUAAUUAUGAGUUUUGCGGAGUGAUAAAUCUAUUGUCUAUAUGGAUAUAUGGUGACCUUGUCUUUUCAUUGUCUAUAUGGAUAUAGGGAUAAAUUUAUUGUCUUUUUUGAGUUGUUCAAAAGAAGUAAGCUUAGUAUUUUCAAAAAUAAGUGUCUUAUCAACUUUUUGUUUCCACGUCUCCUGUAGCUUUGUAAUCCUCUUGCUGAUUCAAUAUCAAUCUCUGUGAAUUUCCCAA